Messenger RNA from Cucurbita moschata (crookneck pumpkin), 1023 nucleotides. Its product is annotated as 3-isopropylmalate dehydratase small subunit 3-like. The record is from RefSeq and is a predicted model, not a curated record. The transcript has 3 exons. Bases 73 to 978 code for a protein of 301 amino acids. Lineage: Eukaryota; Viridiplantae; Streptophyta; Magnoliopsida; Cucurbitales; Cucurbitaceae. Gene Ontology annotation, molecular function: hydro-lyase activity.
UUAGAAUUACAGACACAAUACACCAGAAAGGAGUCCCCAUUCGAUCUCACUCUUUCUCGCCCAGCAACAACCAUGGCAACUGCACCCUUUGUGUCUGUAAGCCCUUUCGCCACUUCCACUCCCCGAUCGUCUCCCUCCAUUUCCCUUCUCUCGCCUCCUCGAACCAUCAAGUUUCCCACUUUCUAUUCCAAUUUCCUCAAUGAUCUCUCCACCACUGUAUCCCACGCGCCGUCACGUGCUGCAAGUAUUCUCCCUCGAGCAACCGCUGCACCGUCCUCCGCCGUUUCUUCAAGCACCGUAUUUCACGGCUUCUGCUAUGUCGUCGGAGACAACAUCGACACCGAUCAGAUUAUUCCGGCUGAGUACUUAACCUUGGUCCCCUCAAAUCCCAGCGAGUACGAGAAGCUCGGAUCUCACGCCCUAGUUGGCCUUCCUUCCUCUUAUUCCACACGCUUCGUGGAAUCUAACGAGAUGAAGACCAAAUAUAGUAUCAUAAUUGCCGGCGACAACUUCGGUUGCGGUUCUUCUCGGGAGCAUGCGCCGGUUGCGUUGGGAGCAUCCGGUGCGGUGGCUGUGGUUGCUGAAUCGUAUGCGCGUAUAUUCUUCAGAAACUCGGUAGCGACUGGAGAGAUUUAUCCUUUGGAAUCGGAAAUUAGGAUCUGCGAUGAAUGUAAGACUGGCGAUGUGGUGACUAUCGAGCUCGCAGAUGGCCGCUUGAUCAACCACACGACGGGGAAUGAAUACAAGCUCAAGCCUAUUGGGGAUGCAGGUCCUGUCAUCCAGGCUGGAGGGAUCUUCGCAUAUGCAAGGAAGACUGAGUCUCUGAGAAUGAGCUUUCUGGUUCAGGCUAAUAGUCCUCUAGGUCAUGAUCGAUAUGAGAGAAUCGGAAGCCCUUCUCGGUCUCAUAGGGCUGAUCCGAAAGAAGACAAACGAACUGGAUCGGAUAAAGAAAAUCGAAAUUGUCAAAUUAUGCACUAAUUACAUUGAAUGUGUAUAUGAGGAACCAUGACAUUUCUGGAUUGU